AUGCAGGAGAUGUUUUCAAUGUAUAUUGAAAACUGGUCUCAGAUCUCGUUCAUCGAGUUGUAUGUUGAGUUUGAACAAUCUGGGGCUGACUGGAAUAUUCUACAGGAAGAUUAUUAUAGUGACAGUGAAGAAGAGUUCGAAAGCAACUAUGAAUUUGUUGUUCCAGAUGGUGAUGAAGAUCAAGGUGACAGAACCAUGGAGCCAGAUGUGACAGAAGUGGCAAAUGCACUCGCAAACGAAGUGCCGUUUGAGGAGCCAUCAUUCAUUGGAUUUUUAGACUUGGAAGCCAUGCAUGUUCCGGAAUUUUCGGAAUAUAUGACUGCAGCAGAAAUUCCUAUCGUCGCAGAUGGUGAAUUUGCCGUUGGGAUGGAGUUCAGUUCCAGAGAAGCUGUUAUUAAGGCGGUAAAGGAGUAUACCAUACGACGAAGCGUAGACUACCGGGUAUAUGAGUCUGAGCCGUUGACAUUUUAUACAAAGUGUACACAGUAUGGGUCAGGGUGUGAUUGGCUUAUCAGGGAUCAUUCGAAGCUGGACUCUAUCACAAUUGCAGAAGCAAUAAAGCCACUGGUUGAAGCUGACCCCUCCUUAAAGGUAAAAUCGGUUAUAACAGAAGUGCAAUCGAAAUUCAACUACACCAUCAGUUACCGGAAAGCAUGGUUGGCUAAGCAGAGGGCAGUAGAAAAAAUAUUUGGAGGUUGGGAAGCAUCGUAUGAGGCGUUGCCUAUAUGGUUUGAGGCCAUGUGUCACAAGGAGCCAUCAGCUGUUGUCCAUUUUGAGACUAUACCUGCAUAUCAAGGCGAUGACUUGGUGGGUGAUAUUCGGGAUGGCAACAACAAUAUCGUCCCUAUUGCGUUUGCUAUUGUUGAGGGAGAGACUUCUGAGGCAUGGCAUUUUUUCCUUAGUAACCUCCGUCAACAUGUUGUUACUCGGGAUGGAGUGAGUCUAAUAUCUGACAGGCACGAGUCCAUCAAUGCAGCUGUGAAACGUAGUAACAGAGCUUGGUCACCUCCUAGAGCUUUUCAUAUGUUUUGCAUCAGGCAUAUAGAGUCGAAUUUUCUGAGAAAGUUCAAGGCACCGCACCUCCAUAAAUUGGUCGUUAACAUCGGAAAUUCCAGGACGGUGCGGGAGUACGAAGUGCGUUACCAACGGUUAAGGGACCGCGGCGAGGCGUACACAAACUGGUUAAACCGAAUUUCUCGCGAACAGUACGCAUUGGCCUUUGAUGGCGGGUACCGAUGGGGUCACAUGACGACGAAUCUAGUGGAGUGCAUCAACUCAGUUUUGAAGGGUGCACGCAAUCUUCCCAUUACUGCUCUUGUGAAGGCAACAUUCUACAGGCUAAAUGAGUUGUUCACCCGUAAAAGAGCGGAGGCGGAAGCCCGAAUCAAUGCUGGCCAUGUGUUUUCUGAGAUAGUGACAUCGAAGUUGCAUGCAAACUAA
Molecule: messenger RNA, 1440 nt
Organism: Arachis stenosperma
Lineage: Eukaryota; Viridiplantae; Streptophyta; Magnoliopsida; Fabales; Fabaceae
Exons: 5
Coding region: 1-1440 (479 amino acids)
Source: RefSeq, a predicted model, not a curated record